CCCUUUCUCCACUUUCUCCGUCUCCCGUCCCUGCUUCUCCUCCCUGCGGGGCCGGGGCCGGGGCCGGAGCCGAGAUGGCGACGGGGAGGACUGGGGCGCUGGCGCUGGUCCUGCCCGGACUCCUCCUGCUCGCGGCCCAGGUGACCUGCGAGUAUGGAAUGGUCCAUGUGAUUCCCGAGAUGGGGGAUGCCAAGGGAAAAGACUAUUGCAUCCUGUUCAACUCUCAGUGGGCCCAUCUGCCCCAUGAUCUCAAUAAAGCCUCUCUGUUACAGCUUCAAGACCAGACAGUGUCUGUCUUGUGUUCUCCUUCCGAUGUCCCCAGUGGGGGAUUUAGCAACCGAAUCCCCAUGGUGAUGCGGGGAAACUGCACCUUUUAUGAAAAAGUGAGGCUGGCUCAGAUCAACGGGGCUCGCGGGCUGCUGAUCGUCAGCCGAGAGAAGCUGGUUCCCCCUGGGGGCAACCGGUCUCAGUAUGAAGAAAUCGACAUUCCAGUGGCACUGCUUAGCUACACUGAUAUGCUGGAUAUUGGCAAGAAUUUUGGCCGACUUGUGAAGGUGGCGAUGUAUGCCCCCAACGAACCCGUGCUUGAUUAUAAUAUGGUGAUUAUCUUCGUCAUGGCUGUGGGCACCGUCGCAAUUGGAGGCUACUGGGCUGGAAGCCGAGAUGUCAAAAAGAGGUAUAUGAAGCACAAGCGUGACGAUGGAACAGAAAAGCAUGACGACGAGACCGUGGACGUGACGCCCAUCAUGAUCUGCGUCUUCGUGGUGAUGUGCUGUUCUAUGUUGGUCCUGCUGUAUUACUUCUACGAUCAACUUGUGUACAUGAUCAUCGGAAUAUUCUGUCUGGCAUCUUCCACGGGUCUCUACAGUUGUUUGUCUCCUUUUGUAAGACGACUCCCAUUUGGGAAGUGCAGGGUCCCAGACAACAAUUUACCAUAUUUCCACAAGCGCCCACAGGUUCGGAUGCUGCUCCUGGCUGUGUUUUGCAUCUCUGUCAGUGUGGUGUGGGGAGUCUUCCGAAAUGAAGAUCAGUGGGCCUGGGUCCUUCAAGAUGCCCUGGGGAUUGCCUUCUGCCUUUACAUGUUAAAAACCAUCCGCCUCCCAACUUUCAAGGGCUGCACUUUACUUCUGAUGGUGCUUUUCAUCUACGAUGUGUUUUUUGUCUUCAUCACGCCUUUUCUGACGAAGAGCGGGACCAGCAUAAUGGUGGAGGUGGCUGCCGGCCCAUCUGACUCAGCUACUCAUGAAAAGCUUCCUAUGGUGCUAAAGGUUCCAAGAUUAAAUGCUUCACCAUUAGCCCUGUGCGACAGGCCAUUUUCUCUCCUAGGUUUUGGAGACAUUCUUGUUCCAGGAUUACUUGUGGCAUACUGCCACAGAUUUGACAUUCAGGUGCAGUCCUCCAGAGUCUACUUUGUAGCUUGUACCAUAGCUUAUGGUAUUGGCCUUCUGGUGACUUUUGUGGCCCUGGCACUGAUGCAGAUGGGCCAGCCGGCCCUGCUCUACCUAGUGCCCUGCACUCUCAUCACCAGUUUUUCCGUAGCUCUCUGGCGUAAGGAGCUGACGAUGUUCUGGACGGGCAGCGGCUUUGCGAAGGACCUACCUCAGCCACCCUGGGUGGUGUCGUCGGCCGGCUGCUCCCAGCCCACAAAAGAUUCAAAUGCCUCCCCUUCUCAACAGGACCCAAACAAGGAUAUGACCAGCCCCACCUUCCACGCAGAAGACCUUUCAGGCCCAUCCCUGGACCCGGAGAAAGGAACAGACGCCGACGGACCUACACCUGAGCCCGAGGGCUCUGCCGGCCACGUCAGGGACCCAGUCGUUGAAGGCAAGGACCGCCCCGAACAGGAGGUUCUCACAACCAGCGGCAAGAGUUCAUCGGGCUAGGCAGCAACAGAGGAAAUGAGAAACCCAGCCCUUGCCACCACGUAGCCAACUUGUACACAGGCUGGUUCUGGAGUGUCUAGAGUUCCCCCAAAAGUGCUCUCUCCUCUCAUCCUCCUCUCAUUUUCCCCCUCAAGGAAUCACUGAAACAACAAGAAUGUUCAACUCACAAUUGCCUGUAUUCAUUAGAUCCCUUUUCCCUUCUUUCUGAAACAUGGUGCUCUAAGAUCAUUUGGAUGACCAUUUCAGUGAGAAUGCCAGUAGGUUAGCUCUCUCCUUUCUUAUCCAAGCCCAGUUGUAUUAAGAGUUUUUAUUUAUGCAGUGCUGUGUGCUUGUGUAGCUGUGUGCUUCUCUAAGUUAAUCCAGAAAGGGGGAAGCAUUGGACAAGCCUCCUGCAAUGCAAAGCUGGGAGAAAUCAUGGUUAGCACUUUCUCUCCUUAGCGGUUUUCAUUUGAUAUCUUUUUUUUGGUUGUCUGUUUUUGUAUGUAUGUGUGUGUCUGUCUUUGUAAUACCUGAAUUACGAGCUUCGAGAAGAAACCGGAAAUGGUUUGGUUACCAGCCUGUGGAAAAAGAUAUGCAUUUUUAUUGUGGUGCA
This is a messenger RNA of Ornithorhynchus anatinus (platypus), 2475 nucleotides long. RefSeq names its product signal peptide peptidase like 2B (gene SPPL2B). The record is from RefSeq and is a predicted model, not a curated record. Gene Ontology annotation, cellular component: lumenal side of endoplasmic reticulum membrane; lysosomal membrane; Golgi-associated vesicle membrane. Gene Ontology annotation, biological process: membrane protein proteolysis. Gene Ontology annotation, molecular function: aspartic endopeptidase activity, intramembrane cleaving. The transcript has 15 exons. NCBI's taxonomy places the organism in Eukaryota, Metazoa, Chordata, Mammalia, Monotremata, Ornithorhynchidae. Bases 75 to 1883 code for a protein of 602 amino acids.